UAUCAUGUAAGAUAAUAUCAAUUGAUGAAUUUGAAAGUAUAAUUCCUGUUAAUCCACCAAUUGUGAAUAACAUAAUAAGACCUAGAGAUCAUAAAACUGAGAUGUUUAAUUUUAAUUUUGAACCAUGAUAUGUAGCUAAUCAACUAAAUACUUUAAUUCCUGUUGGAACAACAAUAAUUAUUGUUGCUGAAGUAAAAUAAGCUCGUGUAUCAACAUCUAAUUCUACAGUGAAUAUAUGAUUAUAUAUUUAUAAUAUAUAUAUAUACGUUCCACAAUAAGAUUCGUGUCGAUUGUUUAUCAAGGAGAAAUAUUAGAUGUAUAAAUAAUUUCAUUGUGGAUGAAUUAUUUAUAAAUAUCUGUAAUUUGUAAUUUUAGAUAUUUUAGAUAGAGUUGAGGAAUAGAAGGAAAACGGAUAGAGAGAAUAAGUUAGAGGGAAUAAUUAGUACCGGUUAAUCGAGUUAAAGAAGUUAAGUUUAGACACAAUUGAACCCGUGAUUCUUCGCGAUCUUUCUUGAAUCAAAAUCUUCAAUCUCUUUAACGUUUAGUUAUCUACUUAUGUAAAAAGCUAUCCGCGACAGAAGAGCACAUGAUUUUCGUUGGAUUGGAUCCGCGCCAAAAUUAAAUUGGUUCGAAAAUCUGCCUAUAAUAGAAUCAUUACUCGUAAUGGCGUCAUUUUCAAUUUAUUCGACGUAAAUGAGAUAUUUUUUUUUUUCCAAUUCUUAAUUUUCAUUCAUUCCUUUCUGCGAGUAACUUCUUUGUUCGAAUCAGUAGCCCACUUAUUCGUGCUAAGAGCACGAUCCAAAAGGAUCUUUCUCUCGGCAAACAAUCAAUACCUAUCAUCUUGUCCUUAUUUACUUCUUCCUCCACUUUUCGCUAAUCGAUUAAAUCCUUUAAAAAGCUCGAUUUGUAUCAAUACUUUGGUAAGAGAAUUCAAAAGAAAGUUGAAAUUCAAUUUGAUUAAUGAUUCGAAACAGAAGGAGAAAUGUUUUUUUCUAAAACAGAUUGAUUCUUUUUUCUUCUUUCGAGUAUUAAUAUAUUCAAAAUGUAAGAAAAAGAUAUUAGAAUAUGCACAGAUAAUACAAGGCUCGAUAACCUUUUCAAGAAUAUUAAUUUAUAAAGAACGUGUAUCGACCAAUUUGACAAAUUUCCCUGAAAAAAAUAAUAGAAGAGAAUUUUUUAUUCUAGAAAAAUCAAAUUUCUAUCUUGUAAUUCAACAAUGCCUCCAACACUUUAAAGUUAUUUGCGAUACAAUGGAGACAAAUUACGAAAGUUCAAUUUUGGUUCAAAGGAUGGUAAGAUAUCACGUUUCGUAGAACCUCUCGUAGAUGAGAAGUGAAUUUGAAGAUGCGGGUACGACGAGAGGAUACGAUUCAAUGAUAUUUUUAUAAUUAUUAAAUUCCACCGAAUUUUCUCGAUAAUUAAUUUUCAAUCUUUUACAGAUCGAAAUACAUGCCUGAUGCGACUGGUCAUCUUGAAUGCAGAAUCUCUCGAUCAAAUUAUUUACCAAUACACGUGAAUAUAAUUUCGACGCGAUUUAGAUACUCGAUGAUAAAACACCCCCCCUCCUGAUCGAACGAUACUCUCAAUUCUCUUAAUGCCACGCUCGGUAUAAUUCAGCAAGGGUGGUAGCUGAUAGCGGUAAGUGAUGGACAUUGGUAAUGUGCUGCAUCUGCUUUGCCACGAGGCGAACGAGCGUAGUCGCUUUUAUUAAACACGCCCUUUGUUCCGUGGAAAAAGAAACACGAAAGCGGGAAACGAUUGUCUUUCUGAAGUAGAAAGAAAGGGAGGGAAAAAGAAACAGAAAAAUUAAAUAAUCCCACCCUUCGAAAAGCACUUUCUCGUUCAAGGAUAUCGCUUAUAUCUACCAAUAUAUUGUUCCUCCAACUUGGAAUUAUUGGAUUAUUGAUAUACAUAAAUAUUAAUAUAUUAUAAUACGUUGCGCAACAUCUUGCACGAUACGUUACAAUGUAAUGUUGCGUGUAUUUGAAACGAGAGGUGAAUCAAUAAGAUCUAUUGAUCUAAUCUAAUAAUUAAAAAUUUUAAGUUUGGAUAAACGUUAUCCAAUUAUCAAUUGGCAAGUAUUUACAAUACUUGUGAAAUUGAAGGAAAGGUACGUAAAAAGAAAAAAGGUAUAAAUAAAUAUUACAGCGAUGACGCAACGAUCCUCGUUAGAAUCGAGUCGAAUCACCGAUCGAGCAACCAAAAGGCUGGAUCCGUGUCUUUUCCUCGACGGGCUAAUUUCGCUUGGCCCAGAAAUCCAAAGAAGAAUCCGUUUCGCCGGAUCGUGAAAGGACAGGGUGAAUGAAGGAGGAGGAAAAAGAGAAAAGGGAAAAAAUAGUCGCGAGGACCUUGCAAUUUCUUCUCCCAUCGUCUCGAAACCACCACCCACAGUUUCGUGGUGGACUCCAGUGACGUCACCAGGAGUAUAUCCUGGAACAGUUGCCGUUAAAUGGGGGGGCUCCUCUUCAACCCCAUGAAAAGUCUUCUACCCGACCAAUAGGGGAACUUCGUGCCACUGUGCGUCGACCAAUCGCGAACAGAUGGUGAUUGAGAAAGGCGCGUAGACGGAGGGGACCGAGGUCUUAAGAAGAGCGGAGGAUACCGGUACCGGGACACUGUUGCUCGCGGCCCUCGAAGAGGCGAGUCGUUCAACUUGAUCUCCUCUUAAUCUCGUCACAGAAAUUGUGCCAGUGCCGUUAUCUCGCGACUUAGAGUCAUAAUAGAAUCAUAAUAGAAUAGAGGAAUCCAAGGAAGAAUAGAAAUAUUACGUUUGGAAAUUAAGAGAGGGUUGAAAAAGUAGCAUAAUAUAUUUUUAAGAGUGGACAUCUCUCCUUUCUUAUUCUCGUGUCGAAUCUGUUGUCUAGUUAUGAGUGGUUCUGGGAAAGGUCUUCUCGGGGUGUGGUUGUACAGAAGAGGCGACAACUGGGCCAUUAAAGAAGGAAGCCCCAUUCACAAGUCGAGCGAUAUCCCCAUGGUCGAGCGCAAAUCGAACAACGACAACAAGAAUUCCGUCGUUUUCUCGUUGAAAAAUCAAAUCGGCGGUUUGGCACGAGCAUUGCAAGUUUUCCAGGAUUUGGGGGUGAAUGUGAUUCACAUCGAGUCACGGAAGUCUGUGCGCCGCGGCUCGGAGUACGAGAUCCUCGUCGAUGUCGAAUGCGAUUCAAAAAGGAUGGAACAGUUGACGAGAAUGUUGAGCCGAGAAGUUGCCGCGAUUAAUUUAGCCCAAUACGAGCAAAUGGGGAGUAUCCCUCACGCUCCAUCCCUUUCCGCGGCUCCGAGUUUUGAUUUCAGUGAGGUAGAUAUGCCAUGGUUCCCACGAAAAAUAUCGGAUCUGGAUCAGGCUCAAAACGUGCUCAUGUACGGAUCCGAAUUGGACGCGGAUCACCCCGGCUUCAAAGAUCCGGUCUAUCGCAAACGUCGCGUGCAAUUUGCGGAUAUCGCCAACAAUUACAGAUACGGCCAAGCGAUUCCCCGAGUUCAGUACACUCAGGAGGAGAUCAAGACAUGGGGUACCGUUUUCCGUGAAUUGCAUCAUCUUUAUCAGAAGCAUGCUUGCAACGAAUAUCUUGAGAAUUGGCCAAAGUUGGUGAAAUAUUGCGGUUAUAGAGAGGAUAAUAUACCACAGUUACAAGAUGUGAAUGUUUUUUUGAAACGCACUACUGGAUUUCAACUUCGACCCGUGGCUGGCUAUCUAUCGCCGAGAGACUUUUUGGCUGGUCUCGCUUUCCGAGUAUUUCAUUGCACCCAGUACAUUCGACAUUCGUCCGAUCCCUUUUACACACCUGAACCAGACUGCUGCCACGAAUUGUUGGGUCACAUGCCGCUACUAGCGAAUCCAAGUUUCGCUCAAUUCUCCCAAGAACUUGGACUGGCUUCGCUCGGAGCUUCGGACGAGGAUAUCAACAAAUUAGCGACUCUUUAUUUCUUCACGGUGGAAUUUGGAUUAUGCAAGCAGGACGGCAUACUUCGCGUUUACGGGGCGGGUUUAUUAUCUUCCGUCGCGGAACUGAAACACGCGGUCUCCGUUCCUGAGAAAACUUUCCGAUUCGAUCCGGAGAUAACUUGCAAGCAGGAGUGUAUCAUCACUGCGUUUCAAAAUGCUUAUUACUAUACGGACAGUUUCGAAGAGGCGAAGGAGAAAAUGCGAGCAUUUGCGAACCAAAUACAACGACCGUUUGGAUUGCGCUAUAAUCCUUAUACGCAAUCGGUGGAAGUGUUGACGGAUGCUCAAAAAAUCACGGCAGUAGUGAGUGAGCUGAGAGGCGAUCUCUGCAUCGUUUCGAACGCUCUCAGGAAGAUACAAGAGCAGGAUGACACGGUGGAUAUCGAGAGGAUAACUAGUCUUUUGACUCAAGGAAUCGAAUUGCCUCAAGAUACCUCGUCUUCCGAUAGCGAUGUCGAUAAAAGUCCUAAUAUCGAGACGCCGGAAAUAUCAGUACGAAAUCAAAAUAAUAUAUAUUCCGAUGAUGAUAUAAUUAAUGAUUAAAAAAAAAGAAUUUGUUUCAUAAGUAAUUGAAGUUCGAUGUGCAUAGUGAAUUAUCGUUAGAAAAAUUAUUUCUCUCUUUCUCUUUCUAUAUAUAUAUAUAUAUGUAUGUAUGUAUGUAUGUAUAGUCUGCGAAGAAAAUUAUUAAAAUUAGAUAAAUGUUUUAUUGAACUGAAUGUAAAUCGCAUAAUGGAUUGUAGAAAUAUGUCAUAUAAAUAUGUUAGAAUUCUUUAUGCUUGCAGAAAAUUAUAUUUAAAUGAUAUUGUUAAAGUUAUACAUAUGGAAAAUAAUAAAAAAAAUUAUAUAAAGUACAA
This is a messenger RNA of Apis cerana (Asiatic honeybee), 4797 nucleotides long. It is a transcript of the gene Trhn, whose product is annotated as tryptophan hydroxylase. Gene Ontology annotation, cellular component: neuron projection. Gene Ontology annotation, biological process: serotonin biosynthetic process; aromatic amino acid metabolic process. Gene Ontology annotation, molecular function: iron ion binding; tryptophan 5-monooxygenase activity. The record is from RefSeq and is a predicted model, not a curated record. NCBI's taxonomy places the organism in Eukaryota, Metazoa, Arthropoda, Insecta, Hymenoptera, Apidae.